AUGAUUUUAAAUCCGGAUAAUAUCGAAUCCGAUGAACUACAAACAGCUAACGAUCAACCUAACGUGCAGGCUCUGAAAACGGUCGCUGUAUCUGAAAAUUCCGCUCUUUUUCACUCAAUUCUAGGACAGAGACGUCGACGAGAAUUGGCUGCAACUGGCGACAAAUCGUUCAUCAGUGAUGCUACUACAUCUAAGAAGACAGCUAGGUUUAUCGGUGCACAACAAGAAGAGGAAUCAGCAAGUACUAAGGAAAAUAUGAUGGAGGAAAGAGAGGAAGAGGAAGAAUUUCAAGCAUUAGUUACGUUAGAGGAAGGAGAUGCAGGAGAUGAAGAGGAAGAGGAGUAUGGGAAAGUCAAAGAUAAUGGAGGAAAAGUUGAAAGGACAGAGGAAAUUUGCGAACGACAUGAGGCGGUUCUAGCAAUGAAGCAAAAGAGAGACGAAAGAACGGAGUGGAAGGACGAAGAUGAAGAGUUUAAGUAUGCUAAUGAUUUCACUGACGAAGAGGAUGAUGAUGAGGAAGAGCCAGAGGAAAAUGAGGAAGAGAAGGAAGAUGAUGAAGAAGAAGAUGAGGAUGAUGAGGAAUUGGCUGCCACGCUCUAUCAGCUUACUAAGGACAAUUCUAGGCUGAUGUCUCUGAACGCCAGCUAUUUAGAAAGAAUUAAAGCUGAACGGGAACGAUGUGUGCAACUAAAAUGCUUUACUAUCCUUCCUUGCUAA
This is a messenger RNA of Protopolystoma xenopodis, 717 nucleotides long. The record is from the annotation of a GenBank genome assembly. NCBI's taxonomy places the organism in Eukaryota, Metazoa, Platyhelminthes, Monogenea, Polystomatidea, Polystomatidae.